Molecule: messenger RNA, 2151 nt
Organism: Paraphaeosphaeria sporulosa
Lineage: Eukaryota; Fungi; Ascomycota; Dothideomycetes; Pleosporales; Didymosphaeriaceae
Product: tRNA-dihydrouridine synthase-like protein 3
Exons: 3
Coding region: 1-2151 (716 amino acids)
Biological process (GO): tRNA processing
Molecular function (GO): tRNA dihydrouridine synthase activity; RNA binding; metal ion binding
Source: RefSeq, a predicted model, not a curated record
AUGGACACGAAUGGUAAGACGGUGGACGCGUUGAGCCCAAGAAAGAGGGACAGACCUCACAUUGAAGAAAACGAAUCUACAGGCAAUUCUGCAAAGCGCGUCAAAGGCGUUGCGCCCAUCAAGACAGAAUAUUUGAUGCACCCAGUCGGCAGCAAAGAAGACACAAAGGGCGGUGCGGAGAACGACGAUGCUGCUGAAGCUGGUGGCGAACGCUACCAAAACGUCGAUGCUCGCGACAAUCGUGACGGUGGCAAUGGCAAGAAAAACAGAAAGGAUAAGAAAGGCAAGCAAAACGGCCAGAACACAAGCCGUACUUUCGGUCAUUCUCGCGACAAGCUGCAGCUUUGUGCAACCCGUGCAUCGUACCCCGAAUUUUCUCCUAGAGAAUGUCAGUUCGGCAACAAGUGCAAGUUUGAGCACGACCUUCGCAAGUACCUGGCACAGGGUCGCAGAGAAGAUCUUCCCACAUUUGGCGGAAAGUGCCCCGUCUACGAAGCUAGAGGCUACUGUAACCUUGGUUGGAAAUGUCGAUUUCACAAAAGCCAUUCAGAAGAGAGAGAGCUAGAAGAUGGCCGGAAGGAGCUCGUGCUGCUCGAAGACCCUGAGAAGAAGAAGGGAGACCAGCAACCCCGCGAUUUCGAUGAUGAAGUCGGUGUUGUGAAUCUCGUUUCGAAGCAAGACAAGAUCGAUCUUUCGAGACGACGACGAGGAACACCCAAGGCGGAUGCGUACAUCGAAUGGGCCAAUAAGAUCGCUGAUGAAGAGAGGAAACACUUUGACUCGCAGCACAAGACCCCCGAGCAGCGUAAGAUCGACGUUGAGGAUAGCGUCGACCCAGACGCGAAGGAGGACAACCGAGCGCAAUUCACGGAGCCUCCAUUCCGACCUUCCGAAAAGCGACGUCUUUACUACGGUCCUGAGACCCCCAUUCUAGCGCCACUCACGACGCAGGGCAACAUGCCAUUCCGUCGUCUGUGCGUUGAGCUCGGCGCUCAAGUGACCUGGUCUGAGAUGGCUAUGGGGCUUCCCCUCAUCCAAGGUGAAAAGAGCGAGUGGGCGUUGAUGAAGGCUCACGAGUCUGAGAUCCGUCCCGUUAAGUUUGAGAACAAGAACACUGUCGUCCGAGGCUAUGACAACGCCAGUGACAUCAAGUUUGGAGCGCAGAUUGCCGCCAACAAGCCAUGGGUCGCGACGAAGACGGUCGAAGUACUGACUGCACUCUGCCCUCAACUUCGUGCGAUCGAUCUCAACUGUGGGUGCCCAAUCAACUUGGUCUGUGAGAAGGGUAUGGGUUCUGCGAUGCUUGAUAGCCAUGCUCGCCUCGAAGCCACGCUGCGCGGUAUGAAUUACGUGUCUAACGACGUUCCUAUCACCGUCAAGAUUCGCAUGGGCACGAAGGAUGGGCAGCCCACUGCAGACAAGCUGAUCAAGCGUCUCGUACUCGGUGGCUACGAAGCUGUUGAGUCUGGGAAGGGCACAGCAGGCGUGGCAGCAAUUACCCUGCACGGCCGAAGCAAACAGCAGCGGUACACUAAGAACGCUGAUUGGAGCUACAUUGCCGAGUGCAAUUCGCUAAUCGCUCGGCUGAAGAAGGAAAAGAACGACAGGACCGAUACCGUUGCUGAAGCUGAUCCACGCGACCUUGCUAACGAAGGUCACGUUUACUUUGUCGGUAAUGGCGAUUGCUACUCUCACGUUGACUACUACGAUCAUAUCGACAAUGCAAAGGUAGACUCGGUCAUGGUGGCUCGAGGCGCGCUGAUCAAGCCCUGGAUCUUCGAAGAAAUCGAAAAGGGCCAAUACUUGGACAAGUCGGCUACUGAGCGUCUGAGUUAUGUAGAGAAGUUUGCCAAGUAUGGUCUGCAGACCUGGGGAUCGGACGAGAUGGGUAUUGGGACGACUCGCCGCUUCCUUCUGGAGUGGCUCAGCUUCUCGCAUCGGUAUGUGCCUAUUGGGCUGUUGGAGCAUCUGCCGCCCAACAUCCAGGAUCGGCCCCCGCGCUUUAAGGGGCGAGACGAGCUAGAGACUCUGAUGGCCAGCGAGAACUACAAAGAUUGGAUCAAGAUCAGCGAGAUGUUCCUUGGGCCAGCGGCAGAGGGCUUCAAGUUCGAACCCAAGCACAAAUCCAAUGCUUACGAGGCAGAGGGUUGA